AUUUCCGACAUUUGCACAGACCUGCGACAGAACACUGGCCGAGGGAAAGCACUAAUGCUGCUCAUUGAGAAGUAUGGGCUAUUCGGCGCCUGGGCAGAUCCGACGCCUUUGGAGACGGGCCUUUCGUCUAAGGAGUCUCUUGAACAACUCAUUGGCAAGGGUGCGUUUAAGCCUCUUGAUCUACAAGCUUUGAUCCACGGCACAUCACAGAACAAAUUCAGCACCAAAGAUAAGCGUGCGCUCGCUGUCAAGCUUGGAUUUUGCCUCAUGGACUUCUUCGAUGCCGAAAUCACCUCAAAAAGGAUCUAUUUUUGGGAAGCCUCGAAAUUGGGCCCGAGGAAAGAGUUCCCAUAUCUCUCAUUUGGCUCGAAGCUUCCAGCGACGACGGAUCCGUAUAACUUCCGAAUGGGCCACCCCGCAUUACUAUCCUUUGCGAAACUUUUGUUGGAAAUAGAUUUUGGACAAGCCAUCGAGCUGGCUAUCAGCCCCGACAGUGCUCAGAACCAAGCCGCUUGGGCUACGCUCGUGAGCUUAGUGGAUCGCCUUGAGGAAGAAAGAAGCGACUCGUAUCUCCAGGCCAUCCGGGGAUGUCUUAAUGUUCAUCGAAAGAUAGCGGAGAAGCUGAGGUCCCGCAAUCUGGACGACAAGCGCGCGGAGCUGAGAAUUCGAAAAACGCUCUACAAGGAAGUUGUUCACAAACUCGAGCUUGGGCUCGCAGAGUCCAUCCCUAGGCCAGCUCAUAAACGACAACGAUCGGAGUCACCACCUCCGACACACCGC
Trichoderma citrinoviride is the source of this 780-nucleotide messenger RNA. RefSeq lists its product as hypothetical. Lineage: Eukaryota; Fungi; Ascomycota; Sordariomycetes; Hypocreales; Hypocreaceae. The record is from RefSeq and is a predicted model, not a curated record. The transcript has a single exon. The annotation marks the transcript as partial.